Alternaria arborescens is the source of this 225-nucleotide messenger RNA. RefSeq lists its product as hypothetical. The record is from RefSeq and is a predicted model, not a curated record. The transcript has a single exon. NCBI's taxonomy places the organism in Eukaryota, Fungi, Ascomycota, Dothideomycetes, Pleosporales, Pleosporaceae. The coding region runs from base 1 to 225 and encodes 74 amino acids.
AUGGCCUAUGUCGCCACUCACCAGUCGUCGCACCCCUUCUUGACGCCCGCGCACGCAUCCAACAUAUCGACAUGGACAUCUUCAUUGCCCAGACAUCAGUCGUAUUCGUCUCCAGAAUCCGAAUCUGAGGCUCAAUCUCGCGAAGCUGCCAUCGAGGCCUACCGCCAGCUAAAAGCCGCACUCUUCUCGAAAGCCAUGGAUCCCAGCAUGCCUAGACCUACUUGA